Messenger RNA from Humulus lupulus (European hop), 1862 nucleotides. Its product is annotated as F-box/LRR-repeat protein At4g14103-like. Gene Ontology annotation, molecular function: protein binding. The transcript is spliced from 3 exons. Bases 199 to 1671 code for a protein of 490 amino acids. NCBI's taxonomy places the organism in Eukaryota, Viridiplantae, Streptophyta, Magnoliopsida, Rosales, Cannabaceae. The record is from RefSeq and is a predicted model, not a curated record.
UACUACUAACAAAAAUUGGGGCAAAUCCCCUAAUUGUUCAUCUAAAAACCCUAUCUUUUUCCCCUUUUUUUUUUUCGAGUAAUUGCACAGGUUGCUUCCAAUGCCUAUCCUCCCCACUAGCGAAGCCCUCAGUCCUGAGUCUUCUCCGUAAAACUACAGGCCACAUACAAUCAAUCCACUUUGUGUUGUUUUUAAGUUAUGGCCGUAAAGGGCUGGGAAAAGAAUAGUAGGGGUCGUCCGGCGAAAAAAAGAGCUGGAAUGACAUCAAUGGCUGAGGAGGACAGAAUUUCGAAAUUACCCGAUGCAGUCAUCACGCACAUCCUGUCGUUUCUCCCCACAGAUGAAGCUAGUCAGACGUGCAUUCUUUCAAAACGGUGGAAACUCAUAUGGCAUUUUGUGCCCAUUCUCUCUUUCUCCGAUGCUGAUUAUCUAUCGCCACUGGAUCUCUACCAAUUUGUGGAUGAUUGUUUGGAGCACCGGAAGAGAGGUAUGUAUUAUAUGGUCGGUUCGGUCAUAACUAGUUUCAAGCUUGAGAUGAAUUACUGCUAUCAAGCAAGCAAGGCUUACGUCGUAGAUAAAUGGUUAGCUUUUGCAGUUCAGAAUAAAGUCAAGGAAAUAAAUCUUCGCUUGAAUUCUUCUCCCUUGGAUAAUUACCAUUACUGGUUGUCUGAAACAGUAUUCAUUGCUAGAGAUUUGACUAUUUUGCAGUUGGAAGGGUUAGAUUUGGGAACUAAUUCUUCAAUUAAACUUCCUGCACUGAAAACUUUGUCACUGAAUUCGUGUUACUUUGAUGAUGAUGGUCUGGGUGAUGGGUUAUUUAAGAUUUUAUUGGGUUGCCCUUCCCUUGAGAAGUUGUUGAUACAUUCUUGUCUUAACUUAUGUUCCGCUGGUGAUCAGCUCCGUUUGCGAAGUUCAAGCCUCAAGUUUAUAAAAAUUGACAAUUUCGAAAAUGUAGUACCCAUUCGGGUUGAAGCCAUAAAUCUUGAGUCUUUGGAACUAAGUGGAUUUAUCUUUGAAAACUCAAGUCUUUCUGCUUGCAAGGCAAUUCGGAAUCUCACACUAACUUUUUAUGAAGAUAAAGGUAUUGAGGACGGUUCAUCAUUAGACCAUAUUAUUUCAAACCUUCCACUUCUUGAGAAUUUGACUUUGAAGGACUGCUAUAAAUUGAAGUUGGAGCACUGUGAGUACAUUAAAAUCUCGAAUCAACUUUUGAAAAGUUUCAAUUUAAAGAAUGAGGACGCCAAAUAUGAAUCAUAUGAUCAUGGAAUGAAUGUUAUAAUUGAAUCGGCUCCAAAAUUAGAAUCUUUUUGUUAUGAAGGUAAUAUCAAUUUUAGCAUAGCAAUGGAGUCAUCCAAUUUAUUGAAUGGAAAAUUCGUGAUUCAUGAUCAUCGUGAGAAGAACUAUGACUCAAAUUGGUUUAACAGUAUGAUGAUUUUUCUUCUAAAUCUCAAUUGCCCUUGGAAUAUUGUAACCCUGCAUGUGUACUCAGAUAAGGAUCUUAUGUUGUCAGAAAAUCUCAAACGAUUAUAUCGUUCUCCCUUGCUUAAGUGGAAGCAUCUCAGAGUUAUUACUGAUUGCAAGCCAAAAACAGAGUCAGACUUGAAAGAUGCCUUGAUGUGGAUCUCGCCCUCCUUAGAAACUUUGUCUAUUAAUGAAAAGAUCAUACUUUAGUUGUAACUGCUGAUUGUGAGCAGGAAAUGAAAUGAGGGUCAUUUAUUUAGUCCUUUUGAGAUUGUAUCAAAUUAACUUGGUAUGAAUGAGUGUGACUACCUAGCAUAAGAAUGUAAUAUAUUUAUUUUCUUUUAUUUGCUUAUGAAUGUGUACAUAGGAUACAUUAUUAAUAUUAUAUCUUCUUGACUUCA